This is a messenger RNA of Fundulus heteroclitus (mummichog), 1670 nucleotides long. It is a transcript of the gene myog, whose product is annotated as myogenin. NCBI's taxonomy places the organism in Eukaryota, Metazoa, Chordata, Actinopteri, Cyprinodontiformes, Fundulidae. The transcript is spliced from 3 exons. The coding region runs from base 201 to 953 and encodes 250 amino acids. The record is from RefSeq and is a predicted model, not a curated record. Gene Ontology annotation, biological process: positive regulation of transcription by RNA polymerase II; muscle organ development; positive regulation of myoblast differentiation. Gene Ontology annotation, molecular function: protein dimerization activity; DNA-binding transcription factor activity, RNA polymerase II-specific; RNA polymerase II cis-regulatory region sequence-specific DNA binding.
CAGUUGCUCCACACCAGUUGUUCACCACACGUCUUCCACUCAUCGCAAACCCCGGGCCAAGAGGAAGACAGGCAGGCGCUCGCACGCGUACAGUCCAGCACACGUCCCAGAGGCAGGAUCGAAGAGCGCUCGCCAAGGAGCAGCCACAAGCGAAGACGGGAUCAGUGCCCCUUCACGUCCAGAGCACAACACGGGCCAACAUGGAGCUCUUUGAGACCAACCCUUACUUCUUUCCCGACCAGCGCUUCUAUGAAGGAGGGGACAGCUACUUUCCCUCUCGCCUGCCUGGGACGUACGACCAAGCUGGUUACCAAGACAGAAACUCCAUGAUGGGCUUGUGCGGGAGUCUUGCCGGAGGUGCCAGCGUCGGGGUGGCAAGCACCGAGGAUAAAACGUCACCCUCCAGCCUCUCACCUCAUUCUGAACCCCACUGCCCCGGUCAGUGCUUGCCCUGGGCCUGUAAGCUGUGCAAAAGGAAGACCGUGACCAUGGAUCGGCGGCGAGCGGCAACGCUGAGGGAGAAGAGACGCUUGAAGAAGGUGAACGAGGCCUUCGACGCCCUGAAGAGGAGCACCUUGAUGAACCCCAACCAGAGGCUGCCCAAGGUCGAGAUCCUGCGGAGUGCCAUCCAGUACAUCGAGAGGCUACAAGCUCUGGUGUCCUCUCUCAACCAGCAGGACAGCGAGACGGGACAGCAGGGACUCCACUAUCGACCCGCCCCGAACCAGCCCAGAGUGUCGUCGUCCAGCGAGCCCAGUUCGGGCAGCACGUGCUGCAGCAGCCCCGAGUGGAGCAGCACCCCGGAGCAAUGUCCGCCGAGCUACAGCGGUGAGGACCUGCUGAGUGUCGCUGAAUCUCCUGAGCAGGGGAACAUGCAGGCCUUAACUUCCAUUGUGGACAGCAUCUCUGCUUCUGACGGAGCCGUGGCCUUUCCUGUAGACAUUCCCAAAUAGACCCCUCAAAACAGCAGGAUCACAGAUGAAAAUACCCAGAGAUCCAUAAAUAAUAAUAGUAAUAAUAAAAAGUGAUAAUUGGUGAUGCUGUUGACAUUUUUAGUGAAUCUACUGAUUUGAGUGUUGAGUCUUGUGCACACUAUCAAAAUUUAUGAUUAAUUAAGAUUUGCAACUCUGCUGAUUCAAGAGUCUACUGGCUAAACUGAAUUCCUCCUUUCACAAUGAGGCCUUAUUCCCUGUAUUACUUGCCUUAUCAUGUGGUCCAGUCCUGUUUUGUCAGAGCGACAGAUGUUCAGUCUAACUUGAGAUUCAUAGAUUUUGUUGCAUGAACCCAAAAAAAAAAAUCCUGAUUGAAUAUCUGUUAAACCUUCCUCCAGACUCACAGAUGAAUUGUAUUGUUCUAACUUAAUUUAAGUUUUUCCUCCUGAUUUUUGAUUCUUUUCGUGUGAGUUAAAUGCUUAAAAAUACCAUAAGUUUAUUUGUGGGGCCAAUGUGUACCGUGGCAGUUUUGACCAAGAUCUGCUUAAUUUAAACAGGUUAUGAAUGCUUUCGUUGUAAAUACGUUCCCUUUUUUUACAGAGUGGUUUUGCCAUUUUAUUUUUUAUCUUUGCUAACUUAUUUUUUGACUUUUAUAACUAAGAUUGUUGUGUAUUUGUAGAUGUUGUGAAAAGUGAUAUUGUUCUGUUUUAAUUCUUGGAAUAAAGACGAUUUUCAAUA